AAACUUCUUCUCUUUUCAUGUUGCUCUGAUUAACCUCUUAAAUUUAUUUGAAAAAACAUUAAUAAAAAGUAAAACUUGGAAUCUCCGACUUGUGGGUUGUGGCUGUUGUUGUUGAUGUUGCUUGAGUAGUUAACAACACUUGCAGUAUUAGGGAAGGCAUUGCCAUGCUCAGAUCAUCUUGGACCAUUGUCAUUUAACAGUGAGGUUCGUCCUUUGUACUUCUAUUUCUGCCUUGAUGUCCUACUUCUUGCGUUAUUUUGUAACCAACCUACGACCAAAAGAGAAAGAAAGGAAACGAAGAAAAUCAGAGGAAAAGGGGAGAGAGAAUGGUUCUGGAAAGCAUUAUUUCCACCAUCGGCGUUGUUUCCCAGCACACCGUUGUUCCAAUUGCACGUGAGAUCAAUCAUUGUUUGAAAUACAAUCACAACUUUGAAAAUCUGAAGAGGGAAGUCAAGAAGUUGAAAAGUGCCCAGCUGAGGGUGCAGCAUUUAGUUGACGAUGCCAGAAACAAUGGGGAAGCAAUUCUUGAGGAUGUUAUAAAGUGGCUAUCUCUUGUGGAAGAAGCUUCAGAAAAAGUGGAAAGGGAGAUUUUGGAAGAUGAAGAUAGAGCGAGAAAGAAGUGCUUCAUCGGAUUGUGUCCGGAUCUCAAGGCACGAUACCAGUGUAGCAAGAAAGCAAAGGCGGAAACACGCUUUGUUGCCAGCCUCCUGGAUGAAAGAGAUGGUUUCAGCACAGUUUCCCAUCGAGCUGCUCCAAAAGGGAUGGAAGCUAUAUCUAUCAGAAGUUAUGACGCCAUGCCAUCAAGAACACCCGUUUUGAAGGAAAUUAUGAAUGCCUUAACAACUGCUGAUGUGAACAUGGUUGGGGUGUAUGGAAUGGGUGGUAUGGGGAAGACAACGCUGGUAAAAGAGGCUGCUAGACAAGCCAUUCAGGAGAAAUUAUUUAACCAGGUAGUGUUUGCCACUAUAACCCAAACCCAAGACAUCAAGAAAAUUCAAGGGCAGAUUGCAGACCAGCUUUCUCUAAAAUUUGAUGAGGAAAGUGAAUGUGGAAGAGCUGGUCGAUUGCGCCAGAGGUUGAAACAAGAGCAGAAAAUUCUUAUUAUUCUAGACGAUUUGUGGAAGAGUCUUGAUUUAGAAGCAGUUGGGAUUCCACUCAAGGAUGAACACGAAGGAUGCAAGAUGCUGGUGACAUCGAGGGAAUUUGAUGUUUUAUCUUGUGGAAUGGAUAUUCAAAAGAACUUUCCCAUCAAUGCUUUAUCUGAAGAAGAAACGUGGGAGUUGUUCAAAAAGAUGGCAGGAGAUCACGUUGAACAUCCAGAUUUGCAAUCCUUGGCAAUUGAGGUGGCCAAAAUGUGUGCAGGUUUACCGGUGGCCAUUGUAACUGUUGCAAGAGCUCUGAAGAACAAGAACUUGUCCCAGUGGAAGAAUGCAUUACGGGAACUAAAGAGACCAUCUCCAAGAAACUUCGCAGGAGUGCAGGAAGAUGUUUAUGCGGCUAUAGAACUAAGUUAUAAUCAUCUUGAAAGUAAGGAGUUGAAAUCAACUUUUCUUCUUUGUAGUCGAAUGGGUUAUAAUGCAUCCACUCGCGACUUGUUGAAAUAUGGUAUGGGUUUGGGCUUGUUUUCUGGCUUUGUUACAGUUGAAGAAGCACAAGACAGAGUGCAUUCGUUGGUUCAUAAACUCAAGGCCUCUGGAUUGUUGCUAGAAAAUCAUAGCGAUUGGCAAUUUUCUAUGCAUGAUGCUGUGCGUGAUGUUGCUAUAUCAAUUGCUUUUAGAGACUGCCACGUAUUUGUUGGGGGUGAUGAGGUUGAACCAAAAUGGUCUGCUAAGAAUAUGUUAAAGAAGUAUAAAGAAAUUUGGUUAAGUUCUAAUAUCGAGCUUCUUAGAGAGAUGGAGUACCCACAACUUAAAUUUUUACAUGUAAGGAGUGAGGAUCCUUCUCUAGAAAUAAGUAGCAACAUAUGUAGAGGAAUGCACAAACUGAAAGUCUUAGUAUUGACUAACAUUUCUCUUGUGUCUUUGCCUUCACCUCUUCAUUUCCUAAAAAACCUUCGAACUUUGUGUCUUCAUCAAUCUUCAUUGGGAGAGAUAGCUGACAUUGGGGAGCUGAAGAAAUUGGAAAUUCUCAGCUUUGCCAAAUCUAAUAUUAAGCAUUUGCCAAUUCAAAUAGGGCAGUUGACUAAGCUGAGAAUGUUGGAUUUGAGUGAUUGUUUUGAACUUGACGUAAUUCCACCAAAUAUCUUCUCAAACUUGUCCAUGCUAGAAGAAUUGUGUAUGGGAAACAGCUUCCAUCAUUGGGCUACUGAAGGGGAGGACAAUGCCAGUCUUGUUGAAUUGGAUCAUUUGCCUCACUUGACAAAUGUGGACAUACAUGUUCUAGAUUCUCAUGUUAUGUCAAAAGGCAUGCUCUCUAAAAGAUUAGAAAGAUUCAGAAUAUUUAUUGGAGAUGUCUGGGAUUGGGAUGGUGUUUAUCAGAGCUUGAGAACAUUGAAGCUCAGGCUCAACACAUGCGCCAGUCAUUUGGAGCAUGGUGUUCUAAUGUUGUUGAAGAGAACUCAAGAUUUGUAUUUACUUGAACUAAAGGGUGUUAAUAAUGUCGUCUCUGAACUAGACACGGAAGGAUUUCUACAACUGCGGCACCUCCAUCUCCACAAUAGUUCUGAUACUCAAUAUAUUAUUAACACUAGCAGCGAGGUUCCUUCUCAUGUCUUCCCUGUGUUGGAGUCUUUGUUUCUCUACAAUUUGGUAUCCUUGGAGAAACUUUGCCAUGGCAUUCUCACAGCAGAGUCUUUCAGGAAACUAACAAUCAUAGAAGUGGGGAACUGUGUUAAAUUGAAGCAUCUCUUCCCAUUCUCCAUUGCACGAGGACUUUCGCAACUUCAAACCAUCAAUAUUUCGUUUUGCCUAACCAUGGAAGAGAUUGUUGCUGAGGAAGGUGAUGAAUUUGAAGACUCUUGUACAGAAAUUGAUGUGAUGGAGUUCAAUCAAUUGAGCUCACUAUCGCUUCGGUGUUUGCCGCAUCUCAAAAACUUUUGCUCCAGAGAGAAGACAUCUCGACUCUGUCAAGCUCAACUGAAUCCAGUGGCAACUAGCGUGGGAUUGCAAUCUAAAGAAAUUUCAGAGGAUGAGCCGAGAAAUCCUCUCCAGCUUUUCUGUGAAAAGAUUCUUAUCCCGAAACUGAAGAAGUUGGAAUUGGUCUCUAUCAACGUUGAAAAGAUAUGGCAUGGCCAGCUUCAUCGGGAAAAUACAUUUCCUGUUCAAAAUUUACAGACAUUAUAUGUGGAUGAUUGCCACAGCCUGAAAUAUCUGUUUUCUCCUUCCAUGGUUAAAAGUCUUGUGCAACUCAAGUAUCUUACUGUACGUAAUUGCAAGUCCAUGGAAGAGAUAAUAUCUGUAGAAGGAGUGGAAGAAGGAGAAAUGAUGAGCGAGAUGUGCUUUGAUAAACUGGAAGAUGUUGAGCUCUCUGAUCUUCCAAGACUCACAUGGUUCUGUGCUGGCUCGCUGAUCAAGUGUAAAGUGUUGAAACAACUGUACAUUUGUUAUUGCCCUGAAUUUAAGACAUUCAUCUCCUGUCCCGAUAGCGCGAACAUGACAGUUGACAUUGAACCUGGAGAAUUGCAUUCAAGGGAGAGUGACCACAAUGCCGUUCAGCCUCUCUUUGAUGAAAAGGUUGCAUUCCCUAGCCUAGCUGAAAUCAAAAUUUCCCACAUAGAGAACUUGGAAAAGAUGUGGCACAACCAACUAGCUGAAGAUUCCUUUUGUCAACUACAAUCAGUAACAAUUUCUAGCUGUAAAAGGCUAGUGAGGGUUUUCCCAUCAAUUUUGCUAGAAACAUUCCGGAUGGUAGAGAUGUUGGAUAUCCGUCAUUGUCCUUUCUUAGAAGAGAUCUUUGACCUUCAAGAAACUGGUGCAUCUGGUUCCCUUCAGUUAAGAGACUUGUCCUUGAUUGGACUAGGCAAACUGAAGCAUAUAUGGAAUAAAGAUCCUCAAGGAAUACUCAGCUUCCAAAAUCUACAUGCAUUAAAGGUUUCUGAUUGUAAUGUAUUGAAGAAUCUGUUUCCCUUCUCUAUAGCUAGAGAACUUGUGCAACUCGAAAAACUCAAGAUAGAGCAUUGUGGGAAACUGGAGGAAAUUAUUGUGAAGGUGGACAAUGGUGAAGCAGCCCAUUGUUUUGUGUUUCCGCUGCUAACCUCAUUGAAACUUCAAGAAUUACCAGAAUUCAGGAACUUAUAUCCAGGGAAACAUACUUGGAAAUCUCCCAUGUUAAAAAGGUUGGCGGUGUCUGAUUGCUGCAAUGUAGCAUUAUUCGGCUCCAAAUUUCUUAAAUCUCAAGAAACUCAAGGGGAAGUCCAACUUGGUAUCCCGGCUCAACAACCUCUCUUCUUCGUCGAAAAGGUGAUCUCCAACCUGGAGGAAUUGUCAUUAGGUGGCAAGAACACAACUGCUUCAAUCAUUUGGCAUCACCAACUUCCAAUAGAGUGCUAUUCCUCAUUGAAAGUUCUAAAGUUACACGAUUUUGGUGUUAAAUCAGAUCCUAUCUCAUUCGGUUUCCUGCAAAGAUUACGGAAUCUUGAAACACUAUCCGUGACACAUAGUUCUUUCAAAAAGCUAUUCCUGUACAAAGGGCAUAGUUCAUUCAAAAAGCUACCAUCGAUCAGAGAAGUUGUUGGUGAAGAGAGACGUGCACUUGCACGAUUAAAAAAUUUAACAAUACAUGCAGUUCAUGAUAUAAAACAUAUAUGGAAGCAAGACCACCUGCUAGCUCCCAUUCUUCACAAUCUUAAGACUCUCAAAGUAGAGGAUUGUCACAGUUUGGUCAGUUUAGCACCAUCUUAUGUGUGUUUUCAAAAUUUAACAACUCUGGAUAUACAGUCGUGCCUUGGAUUAUUGAACUUGUUUACAUCAUCAACGGCUAAAAGUCUUGUGCAACUUGUUAAGUUGACCAUAGCUCAUUGCAAAAAAGUGACAGUAGUGGUGGCAAGACAGGGAGGAGAUGAAGCAGAUGAUGAGAUCAUUUUCAGCAAACUAGAAUAUUUGGAACUUCUAGAUUUACAGAAUCUCACAAGCUUCUGCUUUGGAAAUUAUGCCUUCAGAUUUCCAUCAUUGAAAGAAAUGGUUGUCGAAGAAUGUCCUAAUAUGAGAAUUUUCUCUCCAGGAGUGUUAAGCACGCCAAAGCUGCUGGGAGUACACUGGAAAAAGUAUUCUAAGAAUAGAGUGCAUUGGCAUGGUAAUCUUGAUAUUACCAUACAACACUUAUACACAGAAAUGGUUGGAUUUGAUGGUGUAAAGAGGCUAAAGGUAUCUGACUUUCCUCAAUUGAAAGAGAGAUGGCAAUGCCAACUUCCUUUCAACUUCUUCAGAAAUUUAACAAACCUCACGGUGGAUGAAUACUGUUAUUCGCUCGAUGCUUUACCUUCCACUCUGCUACAGUUUAUGAACGAUUUGCAGGAACUGCAAGUGAGAAACUGUGAUUUACUAGAAGGGGUAUUUGAUUUGAAAGGUAUUAGUCCAGAGGAAGGGAGGGUUUGGUUACCCCUUUUAUAUGAAUUGAACUUGAUUGGUUUAUCAAGGUUGAGACAUAUAUGUAACACAGAUCCUCAAGGAAUUCUGGAAUUCAGAAACCUUAAUUUUCUAGAAGUUCAUGACUGUAGCAGCUUGAGAAAUAUAUUUACACCAUCGAUGGCAUUGAGCCUUGUGCAUCUCCAGAAAAUUGUAAUAAGAAACUGUGACAAGAUGGAAGAAAUCAUCACCAAGGAGAGAGCAGGGGAAGAAGAAGCAAUGGAUAAAAUCAUAUUUCCUGUACUAAAAGUGAUCAUUCUCGAGUCUUUACCUGAGUUAAGCAAUAUCUACUCAGGAAGUGGUGUUCUGAAUCUUACAUCGUUAGAAGAGAUUUGCAUAGAUGAUUGUCCAAAUAUGAAGAUCUUCAUCUCCUCCCUUAUAGAGGAACCGGAGCCUAAUUCAGUUGAUAAAGGAAAAGAGCAGAGGCAAGGUCAGGGAGACAAUUAUAAUUUCACUGCACUUCUCACCUAUAAGGUUGCAUUUCCAGAAUUGAAGAAAUUGAGAGUGGAUUGGAAUGCUAUCAUGGAGGUGACACAGUGUGGCCAAUUUCGGACCGAGUUCUUCUGCCGACUAAAGGUUCUUGAACUCGUCCACUUUCCCAUUGAUUGUGUUGAUUUUCCAUCCUGGUUCCUUCAGAGAUUCAACAUUUUAGAGAGCCUUGUUGUGUGUGAUGCUUCUUUCGAAGAAAUAGUCCGGCUUGAAGAGAUGAGUAGCAGGCCGAACCAGGUCUUUGCUCAGCUAAGAGUAUUGGAGCUGUCUAAGCUGCCGGAACUCAUGCAUCUGUCGAAAGAAAGCUCGCAGGCAUGUCAAAUUUUCCAAAAUCUAGAAAUUCUUCGAGUAUCUGAAUGUGGCACACUGAAAACUUUAAUUCCAAUGUCGGUAUCUUUCCGAUGCCUGAUGACUUUGGAAGUCUCAAAAUGUAAUGGGCUAGCAAGUUUGAUGUCUUCCUCAACAGCUAAAAAUCUUGUGCAACUCACUAGCAUGAGUGUAGUCGAAUGUGAAACGAUUGAAGUAGUAGUUGCAGACGACGAAAAUGAAGCAGAAAAUGAGAUCGUUUUUCAUAAGUUGGAAAAUUUGGCAUUUCACUGCUUACCAAGCCUCACAAGCUUCUACAUGCAAAACUGUGCAUUGAUGUUUCCUUCAUUGGAGAGAGUAUUCAUAGAUCAGUGCCCGAAGAUGGAAUUGUUUUCCCGGGGAGUCAUAAACACCCCAAAGCUAGAGAGAGUACAAUUAACAGAAGGAGACAGCACAGGAUUCUGGAAGGAUGACCUUAAUUUGACUAUACAUAACUUGUUCGUGAAGAAGUCCAAAUUGCCAAGCUCAUCUAGGCAGCCCAGCUUAGCCCGUGAGACAACUGCAGCACAUAAAAAUCAAAUGUAUGCUGUCUCUGAAGGACCAGCUUCUGAGAAUUUGCACGUGAAUGAGAAUCCAGAUGCUGGAAAAGAUUCCCAUCCUGUCAUCGAAACAAGCACUAAUCUUGUUAUCAAAGAACAGGCCAUGAGAAAUGGAUUGAUGAAACCAGGCCCUCAAGUGACCUCAAUAUACCAAGAUUCCCAGGCAACUUUGAAUGAUAAGGAGGAUCGUGAACAAGGUCAGAGUCCCCUAGCUCCCAUUGACAUUGAAGCUCCCAUCUCUCAGCAAGUUCAAAAUGAUUCUCAAGCAACUGACGAGAAGGAAUUCCCGCAAGACCAAUUUAUGACUGCUUCUUCAAGUCAGCAAAAAAGCAUUGUUCUUGUAUCUCCUCCCAGUGCUGGAGAACAAUCUCUUGCAUCAACUUCUGCAUCUUCAACCAAUGAAACCUCCACUCAGAAGCUCGCAUCUCACACUUCCUCGAGACGAACUUCAGAAACAAUUACAGAAAUCGAGUCUCUAUUUGCUACCAUGGAACAAUUGGUCAGACCAUGUCCUGUGUCUUCUUCGCAGCCUGAAUCAAGUGCAAAUACACAUACUGAAUCUUAUGAGUCUGAUGUUGGGAGCCCCGAGAGUCAUGUCUACUCUAUGGGUUUGAUAAAGAAAAUCUUAUUGAAACCCCUGACGGAAGUAGCAAGAUCACCUGAUGGCCUCCUGUUGCUAGCUACAAUGAAGAAUCUAAAGAAAAGUGAUCUCCUAAAUUCUCAGCAGUUAGAAAUCAUUCAAGCUUACAUUGACAAUUUUCAUAGUCUAGUGUCCAACUACCCAUUGUACGAGCACCAAAUUGAUAGGACAAGUGCACUGAAAUGUUCCAUUGAAGAUAAGAAAAAAGGAAUUUCUGACCUCAAGAACCAUUAUGGAGAUCUUAUCAACAAUGCAAGCAGUCUUGCUGCAGAGAGGGAAGCAUUGAAAAAGAGACUUGAUGAGAUUGCAGAAGAAGAAAUUCACAUCCGAGAAGAUGCAGACGAUCUCCGUACACAGCUGAUCAGUUGGAAAGCUGAACUAGAAACGCACAUGAAAGCUCUUCCAGAAGCUUUGAGACAACAAAAUGAAGCUGAGAAUAGAACCAACAAUUCCAAUGAUUAUUGGGGUAAGAUUCGAAGCUUAUUUGCUUGAGCAGUUAAGUUGUUGGGAUUUACUUUCGAGAUGGUGAUUACUUUUGCAAUUAUUUGUUGCCAUAAACCAUAUACAUUGAAUCACUAUCUUUGUCUUGUAAUCAAAUUUAUUAAGUUACGAUCACCCUUUGUAAACCUUAAAACAGGCUUUAAUAAUCAAAUCAUAUUUUGCUCUACAA
This is a messenger RNA of Populus trichocarpa (black cottonwood), 8265 nucleotides long. RefSeq lists its product as uncharacterized. Bases 327 to 8087 code for a protein of 2586 amino acids. Lineage: Eukaryota; Viridiplantae; Streptophyta; Magnoliopsida; Malpighiales; Salicaceae. The record is from RefSeq and is a predicted model, not a curated record. Gene Ontology annotation, molecular function: ADP binding. The transcript is spliced from 10 exons.